GGGAGCAGUCUCCGCUCCAGCCAGGCUCUUCUCCUCCCUCCUGGGCGGGGAGAGUGGUCAGGAGAUAAAAGGGGGACCAGGGCCAGCUGGAAGUUGCUGAAAGCUGCUGGGGCCCGGAGCGAGGGAGGACGGCAGCGAGGAGAAGUGCGGGCCGGGGUCCAGGAUGGGGCUGCUGGUGCUGGCCCUGGCCACCUGGCUGGGGCUGGGGCUGGCCUCGGCCUCCGAGGAGACGGCCAACAGCAGCCGGAUCUGCCAGGAGGCACCGGCCUGGACCAUCAAUGGCUCCAGCCCCAUGGAGGGGGCGGCCGGGCAGGUGACGGUGGUGGCCCUGCUGAAGGCCAGCUGACAAUUCUGCCUGAGGCAGGCCCACAGCCUCGGGGGCCUGCGGGAGCGGCUGGCCCGGCAGGGCAUGGCCCAAGUCCGCUACAUGAUCGUCAACGAGAAGGCGCCGCUGUCCCGCGCCAUGCUGCCCGAGCUGCGGCGCCAUGCCCCGCCCGGCGUCCCCGUCUUCCAGCCGGAGCAGGAGGACCCUGACGUCUGGCAGGUCCUGGGGGGUGACAAGGACGACUUCCUUGUUUAUGACCGGUGUGGCCGCCUGGCUUUCCACAUCCAGUUGCCCUUCAGCUUCCUCCACUUCCCCUAUGUGGAGGCAGCCAUCCGCUCCAGCCACGUCAAGGACUUCUGUGGCAACUGCUCCCUCUACCCCAACACUACCCAGGAGGCUAACAGCACCCUGGAGGGCCUUGCAACCCCGAGCUCCCUCCCUGAACACGAGGGGAUGGAGUCAGAGACCCCCAUCCACCACCACAAGCCCCUCCAUCCUCACCACCAUCAUGAGGUCAACAGCGAGAGAGACACAAACCCAAAUGAGGACCACAAACCUGCUACCCAUGCCCACCACCACCACGGAGACCAUGGCCAGCUCCACCACAAGGGGAAGAAGCAGAAGGAGGGGGAUGAGGAUUAAACCAGGAUGGGCAGCCUUGCAGAACCCGGUAGUGUGCAGACGACCCCAACUCACUUCACAGAGGCAUGGAAGGACUUGCUUUGGGCUGCUGGUCUCCAGCAGCGCUGGUUUAACAACUCCCUCCAGCAAACCCCCUGUGGGCUGCCCUCCUACGCUGUGAUAGGGAUGGAAAUUCCCCUCGGACCCUGCUCAGUGCUGCAUUUUCAGCCCCAGGGCUCAGUUCUGAGCCUUCAUCUGCCGCUGCCUGCCUUUCUGUGCUCAAUGAAGCCCGCUGUGCAAACCAGGAGGUCCCUGGUCACUGCUGGCUGACACUGCACAGAGCAGCCGGGCGGGGCUGGAGGGGCCAGAGCUGGGAUGGGAGCGGCACUGCUGACAUCCUCUGCCCAUCCAGACACUUCUCGGUGUGCUGGGUUUCCUGGCCAGGGAGCGAGGGGAGGGACAGCGUGUGCCCCGCAGGACAUGGUCCCAGGGGACUGAGGGCACGAGGAGCGGUGGGAUGUCGCAGCUCCCCACGGUACCAAGCCCUGUACCCCGUGGCUGUCCCAUCCCACAGACCGCGCACACGGGUAUGUGCAGUGGGGCUGGGUGGCCGCAAGAUGGUGGCCUUGUCCCCUCUUGGAGACCCAGGGGCUGUGUGCAAUGGGCACAGCUCGGGGAGGACACGGUGAGGAUCCGGAGGUCUGCCCUGCGGGUAAGCGAGGUGGGAGGGCAGCGUGGAUGUCCGGAGUGCGAAUAAAACCUCUGUGAAGUGA
Messenger RNA from Passer montanus (Eurasian tree sparrow), 1719 nucleotides. Its product is annotated as selenoprotein Pb-like. NCBI's taxonomy places the organism in Eukaryota, Metazoa, Chordata, Aves, Passeriformes, Passeridae. The transcript has 5 exons. Gene Ontology annotation, biological process: selenium compound metabolic process. Gene Ontology annotation, molecular function: selenium binding. Gene Ontology annotation, cellular component: extracellular region. The record is from RefSeq and is a predicted model, not a curated record.